This is a messenger RNA of Musca domestica (house fly), 891 nucleotides long. RefSeq lists its product as uncharacterized. Lineage: Eukaryota; Metazoa; Arthropoda; Insecta; Diptera; Muscidae. The coding region runs from base 124 to 549 and encodes 141 amino acids. The record is from RefSeq and is a predicted model, not a curated record. The transcript has a single exon.
GAGUUCAAAGUGCAUUAGUCGCUUGUGAACAACUGAUAGCAACGCAUGUUUACAGAAAACGGAAAAAACUACGAAAAUCCCAAAAAAUAACAAACCAAUAGAAAACAAUAUAAAAUAUUCGAAAUGAUUUGCAUUGGAUUUAAAGUGUCGUUAACAACAGCAUUCUUCGUGUUGUGUCUGGUGGCCGCUACCAUUGCCGUACCUUGGGGCAUGCAUCAGAGUAAUUAUGAUGCCAGUCUAGAUCCAAUUGUGUGGUCUCGGGGCUUUGUUAAAGACUCUAUACGUCGUCCCCGUUUGUAUCGUUCAAAUGUGCACGAUGAACCAGAGGAAAUGCCAGAUAAUCUACAGAAGACUUCCAAAAAAUCGAAAGCCCUACAAUCAAAUUCUUAUGAUUUGCAUGGAAGAAGAGCUUAUGCCAGGACAAAUGCGGAUAAUUUCAAUACUUACUACAAUGGAGAAUCUUCGUUGCGAAAAUACAAUUCAAUGCGUAGAAGAUUCUAUCGACGUCCUCAAAAGCUGGAUUCCCGUGAUCGUUAUGAUUUUGUCUAGAAUUUGAAUUAAGUUGCAAGUGUACAAAUUAGAGUAAGAUUUAGAACGAUAAGAGAUAAUUUGGACGUGAUAACUGUGUAUUUAUUUAAAAGCUAUCGAACCUAGUUGAGUAGGACAACUAUUUAGGUUACAAAAUAAAAACCAUAUAUAAUUGCUAACGAUCGAAGUGUAUCAUAAAUAUUUAUAGAUAUAUUUCUCAGAUGCAGUUGCAAUGCAACUUGUUGCUGAAACUAUUACAAAAUGUAUUACAAUAACGCUCAAAAUAUAUAUAUUUUUCAUAUAUUUAGAAGAACUAUUUCAAGUGUACAUAUCUAUCAUUAAUAAAAAUUUAUAAAAUAUAAA